UAUUGUAAAAGAGCUAGGACUAAAAAUUGAACAUGCCUUUACUAGCUUUAUUGUAUUUGCUAUUAGAACCUCCACUCGACUACUUAGAAUUAUUAGAGAUCUUCCUAUAAAGAUUAAAGAUACUUACAUACCUAUUAUAGUUGAAGUGGUACCUGCUACUUCCUACUCCCUAUUGCUUAGGAAUAAUUUGUCUAAGAAGAUUAAGGCCAACUAUAAUUGGGCUAAUAGAUGCUACUCAUUUAAAUGGAAUAACAAGAAAUAUUCGACCACUACUAUCUAUGAAUCAACUGACCUUUACUCAAAUAACUAA
Messenger RNA from Scutellospora calospora, 310 nucleotides. The record is from the annotation of a GenBank genome assembly. Lineage: Eukaryota; Fungi; Glomeromycota; Glomeromycetes; Diversisporales; Gigasporaceae.